AUGUUUCGAAAAGUAUCAAAAGGUAUCUAUGUAUACAUAAAAAAAUCUAAAACUAUUCCAAAAAAAUAUUAUAAUAGAAAAUUUCAAUUUGAACCUGUAGACCCUGUCACCCCCCCACCUCCACAUAUAAUUCCACCUACCCCCUCCCCAUCACCUCCGCCACCACCCAAACCCAUCAUUUUUAAAUUCGAUUUCAAAUUUGAUCUUGGUUUGGGAGUUGGUGUGGCUGUUCUUCUAAGUCAAGUUUUAGACAAGUUUUAUAAAGGAGAUGAUACUUCAGAAAAUAUUGAAAAUCAUCCAGAUGAAUCUAAUAAUUAUAAAGACGAAAGCUUCGCAACAAAAAAAACAGAAUCAAAUAAUGAAAAUUUAAAAAAAAUUUCAAAUUCUGAUGAAAACAAAAAAUUUCAAAAGGCUAUGGAAACAUUAAAUGAGAAGUCUAAGUUGGCUGGUAGUAUCUUUAAGAAAGGAAGUUUAAUUUUCUACAAUGAAAAUAAUAAUAACCAAGAUUUUUUAGAAUUCUGGAGAGACUCUUCAAAAUGGAGUGAAGAAUUUGUUCAACUAAUUUGUAGUCAAGAUUAUUUAGAUUUGAAAGAAGAUGAGUUCAUGGAGUUGUAUAUUUUUAAUAUUUAUGAUGUUCAUGAAGAUGUCUCAGCAGAAUGUUAUAAUGUUGUAGAUAGUGGAGUUAUCGAUGAUAAAAAGAUCGAAAAUUUACCAAAUGAUGAUUCAUUAAUAAAGAAGUACGAAGAUAUUACAAUGGGGUUAUCAGAUGAUAUAAAGAUUGAAGAGUUACCAAAUAAUGAUUCAUUUAUAAAGAAGUUCGAGGAUAUUAACACUAUCGAAGAAUCAUCAAAUAAUAAAAUGGAAACCAAACCAUUAGCUCAAAGUUAUUCGAGAAAUAUUGGUCAUUACCCCAAAAAAAUAUCAUUCGAUGAUAAUUUUAACGAAAAAAUUAAACCCGGCUCAUUAUCAUAUCGUCUCACAACACUCACAUUUGGUCAUAGAUUUAACCAAGUAUUUACACCAGGCUCAUUACCAAAUCGUCUCACAACACUCACAUUCGGUGAUCAUUUUAACCAAGUAUUCGUACCCGGCACAUUACCAAAUAGUCUCACAACACUCACAUUCGGUAGUGAUUUUAACCAAAUAAUUGCACCCGGAACAUUACCAAAUAGUCUCACAAAACUCACAUUUGGUGAUAGAUUUAACCAAAUAAUUGCACCCGGAACAUUACCAAAUAGUCUCACAACACUCAUAUUUGGACUUGAUUUUAACAAAGUAAUUACACCCGGUACAUUACUAAAUGGUCUCACUACACUCACAUUCGGUUAUAGAUUUAACCAAAUAAUUACACCCGGUACAUUACCAAAUACUAUUACAAAACUCACAUUCAAUCAUGAUUUUAACCAAGCAGUUACACCUGGCUUAUUACCAAAAAGUCUCACAACACUCAGAUUUGGUGAUAGAUUUAACCAAGCAAUUACACCUGACACAUUACCAAAUAGUCUCACAACACUCAUAUUUGGUAAUAGAUUUAACCAAGUAGUUACACCCGAAACAUUACCAAAUAGUCUCACAAUACUCACAUUUGGACUUGAUUUUAACCAAGUAGUUGCACCAGGCUCAUUACCAAAUCGUCUCACAACACUCAAAUUCGGUUUUGAUUUUAACCAAAUAAUUACACCUGGUACAAUACCAAAUAGCCUCACAACACUCACAUUCGGUUAUAAAUUUAACCAAGUAGUUGCACCUGGCACAUUACCAAAUAGUAUCAAAACACUCAUAUUCGGUCAUAGAUUUAACCAAGUAUUUGAACUCGACUCCUUACCAAAUUAUGGUGUCAACCAUUGGUUACCGUCAUCACUUGAAACUUUGGUAAUAGGUGAUAAAUUAGUAUUGAACAAUAAAAUAGAUGAGUUAUCAGAUGAUAAAAGGAUUGAAGGGUUACAUAAUAAUGAUUCAUUAAUAAAGAAUUUUAAGGAUAUUAACACUAGCAAAGAAUCAUCAAAUAAUAAAAUGGAAUUCAAACCAUCAACUGAACGGGAUAUUGAAAACAAGCUUUAUUCAUCAGAUGAUCUUUAUGGUCAUAAUUUUAAAAGCAUCAAAUGUUUAGAUCAUCCCCACCAUGAUAUUGUUUUUGUAUGCUCAACUUGUCCAAACAUUACUCCUGUAUGUAUUGAUUGUAUUAAUGGAGUUCACCGUGGUCAUAUUUUUAAAAGCCUUGAAGAUAAUAAUAUUAGAAAUCAAAUACAUCAAGAUUUUAAAAAUCAAACAAUACCAAAACUAAACAAAUAUUUAGAAAAUAAUAAAAAAAUAUUGGAUGAAUCAAACAACAAUUUUGAACAAAUUCUAGAUAACCAUAGAAAGAAUUUUGAUAUAACUAUUAAUAUAUUUAAACAAUUAAAAAAUAUUAUGAAUUCAAAAGAAAAUGAUGUCAAAAGAUUAUUAACAACUAAAUUACAAGAAAAUAUUGAAGUAAAUGAAAUAAUAACCACAACAAUAGAAGACAAUAAUAAUAAAAUUAAUAAUGCCAUUAAAUUUAAUGUUAAAUAUAAAGAUACUGAAUUUAUACUUAAAGAAAGUAAUAUCGACUUAUUCAAAGAUCUUAUAAACAGUUAUUUAGAAGUAUUUGUUAAUGGUAAAUAUUUUACAAUUAAUGAAGAAGAAAGUGAUAUUAGUCAUUUAGAAAUUGAAUUCCUUGCUAUUGGACUCAUCCAAAGUUUACCCAAAACUAUUCCAAGAACCAUUACACCACUUAAUUUUAACCAACUCACGUACAAAGGUUGUUUUUACAAAACAUCAAGUAUCGAUUAA
Messenger RNA from Dictyostelium purpureum, 2811 nucleotides. RefSeq lists its product as uncharacterized. Bases 1 to 2811 code for a protein of 936 amino acids. The record is from RefSeq and is a predicted model, not a curated record. NCBI's taxonomy places the organism in Eukaryota, Evosea, Eumycetozoa, Dictyosteliales, Dictyosteliaceae. The transcript is spliced from 10 exons.